UUAGUAAAGAAAAGGGAACUCGUCAACCAACAGGCGCAGAGCAAACCAUGAUUUUCAAUUUUCGCGUAUGGCACUCAUCGCAUCCUACCGUUGUGUGUAACCACAUCGUGAACGACCAUUGGAAACCUGCCUUGAACAUCUUCCUCAACAACAGGCUUGAUCCUCACCAGCAUCACAUGAUGUGGACGCGGGCGAGAAAUCAGAAAUCGCCUUUCACUUUCGCACUUUCCCGCACAAGAAAAACGAAAAAAAAGAACGCGGACGACAGAGACCGACUCCCCGUGGCAGAAACGGAGGUGCUUGAAGAGAUGAUGUACGGACAUGUACGGAGUUGUAUACAUCUAUGUUGUAGGUACCCACAUACAGGAUCACUACAUACUGUACAUGAAUCUACCUUCUUCGCCAGGUUAACAAAAGCGUUUCCCUACUUGGGCGUUCAGAGUUUCAGACGCUCGAGCGAUGAACCUAAAUCACGAUUUCCCUUUUUGAAGAAAAAAAACCAGCAGUCACUUUCGAACGCCGUCAAAGUCGGAAGUUAAUCAUGUCCCAAGUAUUCAUCCUCAGCAUCGUUGCAUUUGUGCUGGUCAACGGGUAUAACAAUGAUAAUCGCCCGCAUCGCCAUCCUUAUCGAUUUGAGCGACCUCUCAGCUACACGCAACUGAAGCGACGUUUGGGUGUCCCUUUAGCUAUGGCCAAAGAACAGCCUCGAUCCAGACCCUCUCCAACCAUUUUGGACGACGAGGAUUUCCCGACGGAUUUUGCCGUCCUGCCCAAAUACAGUGCUUUGUCCAGUAGAAAAGACAAGGAACCCAGUUCAUUGCAUGGGGUUACAAAAGUGACCCGAAGGAAAUUCCGGAAGCAACAACGACCACACACUACCCGUGCUCAAAAGCAUCCGAAUCAUCAAGAAAAAAACGACUACUAUGAGUACUACUAUGAAGGUGAUGAACUGGAGGGCGAUGGGGUUGAGAGUGAAGAUGUCGUAGGCGGUGCUCGCGUCGAAGAGAGCUCCUCCCACCAAUAUGACCAAACGAGGAAAAGUCAAAAUACCUAUAAAGGAGACAUCAACAAUCGGCCGGCGAUUUCCGCUUCCCAGUUGCUCCCAAAGAAAGGAUCCCUCCUGAAAACGAGCCCUUCAGAAGUGCAUUAUGCCAGUAAACAGGGAGCACUCGUGGCCACCGAAAGAGCGGACGAUUAUUACUACGACGAUGAUUAUUAUUAUGAUGAUGUGGUAAAUGAUGACAAGAGUCGACAAGGCUAUGGUGGCGGAGGCUACGAGAGCUCUGGAUCGUCUGGCGGAAACUCGUUGAACCCGUUGGCCUUAUUGGUGGCACCCUUGGCCGGAAUCGCUUUGUUGUCGGCGGCGGCUGCCGUAGCGUUAAAUCCGGUCCUGGUUCAGAUCUCUUUGACCAAGCGGAAAAAGCGUUCCUUGGGUUUGAACGGCACCACAUUGGCUCCUGAGUUUGAGGAGAAGUUCGCAGAACUUGAGAUCCUCGAAGAUUACUUGGUUCAUGUGCCGGAAAGCACUUCGUAUCAGCAAAAGUUAUUGGCCUCUUACCUGACAUGUUCCGGCUACACUUUGGAGAACAACUUCUGCAUGGAUCGAGUUGUUUGCGAGUACGGUUCAGCCGCAUCGGGAUUGGCUCAGAAAGAACGAAGGGUCAUUGCCAUCAUUCUGUACAAUAUCAUGUCAAAUGAGGAGAUCGAUAUGGAUUACAAGGAGCGCUUGAAAACUGCCGCACAAAAGGGCCGCGAAGAAGACAAACCAUGCCAAAUCUCGUAUCCUUGUCUACAAUUGGACGUUCUCAACGGCGUUUCAGACAAAAUUAACUAAUCAAGUUAUGGAAUAAAUAUGGGUUCCGUGAACAAAUCGUUCAAUA
Tigriopus californicus is the source of this 1880-nucleotide messenger RNA. RefSeq lists its product as uncharacterized. NCBI's taxonomy places the organism in Eukaryota, Metazoa, Arthropoda, Copepoda, Harpacticoida, Harpacticidae. The record is from RefSeq and is a predicted model, not a curated record. Bases 542 to 1834 code for a protein of 430 amino acids. The transcript has 4 exons.